Molecule: messenger RNA, 1281 nt
Organism: Malania oleifera
Lineage: Eukaryota; Viridiplantae; Streptophyta; Magnoliopsida; Santalales; Ximeniaceae
Product: GCN5-related N-acetyltransferase 3, chloroplastic
Exons: 4
Coding region: 190-873 (227 amino acids)
Biological process (GO): UDP-N-acetylglucosamine biosynthetic process
Cellular component (GO): Golgi apparatus; endoplasmic reticulum; endoplasmic reticulum-Golgi intermediate compartment
Molecular function (GO): glucosamine 6-phosphate N-acetyltransferase activity; monosaccharide binding
Source: RefSeq, a predicted model, not a curated record
ACGCUGGGCAAAAUUCAAUCAGUGCUGCCACGUGGAUCCGAGUCAUAACGGCCCGUGUUGCAUUAGCACGACUGCUGGCAGAAACACCUUCCCCAGUGCCUGGGUUGAAGAUAAGGGGGAUAAUAAUUCUGACUUUGGUCGACGGCUGUGAAGCGUCCUCGCCAGUCACGCAGAGGGAGGCAGGGAGGGAUGGUGUUUGCGCCCAUACACCAGUGUUGCUGUCCAUCGAAUUCAAGGUGUUUGAAAUUACCAGUGGCGGCAGUCUCAAAGGAGGAGGGGAGGAGAGUGUUGCGACGACGACGACCUCCGCAUGUACAUAUAUCCACAAACCCAUCUCACGUGAGCCCUACAGAGCUCAGAGAUCUUUUCAGCUGUUGCAACCUCUCGUGCCAUCGAUUCCCAAAUCUGGACGCCGACGGCCGCGUUGAACCCCUCGACCUUCAGAAGCUUCGCAUCGCUCUCUCCCACAGCACUGUUGUCGUCUCUGUUUUCUGCAAACCCCAAGGACUUAAACCUCCUCCUUCUUCUGAUUUUUUGGAUGCGCUGAGGGACACACUGAUGCCAGUCACACCAUUCAACGGCCAGCUGGUGGGCUUUGGGCGAGCCGUUUCCGAUAAUGGGUUGACUGCUUCCAUCUACGACGUCAUGGUUGACCCUUCAUUACGGAAAGUGGGAAUUGGCAGAAAAAUUGUUAGAAGAAUUAUAAGAAUGCUCACAAGUAAAGGAGUUUAUGACAUAGCAGCUCUUUGCUCAAAAGAAGAGAGGUUAUUCUUCGAAGCAUGUGGAUUUGGAGAUGACAUCAUAGGCAACUCCACAGCAAUGAUGUACAAAAGAGUAGCUUCAAGCUAUCCCGACGACAGUUCAGCUUGUUAAUGCAUUGGUGGAAGCUGUUUGUUCCAAGCUUGUUGCAGUAUCUUGCCUUGUUAAGGUCAAAAUAUCUGCAAUUCAUACACAAAUGGCGCAGAUAGUAGCAGGGAAUGGACGUUUCUCUAUUUAUAUUUUCCCUAGAGAGAGAGAGAGAAAAGAAAAACUGCAUGUAAAAUAAGACCUUGUGCAUGCAGUAGAUUCCACGUGACACUGGUCUUGGAUCCUUCACAUUCGCUUCAUGUACUUUGCCCAUCAAAACUGAUGGUGCACAAUCCCCUCUUAAAUCAGCAUCCUAUGUACUUGAACUCAGUGGAUUUUUUAGUAAUUUAUGUAUUCAGUGGAUUUUUUUGAAUCAGGUGUAAGUUUGUGGAGUGAGUUACAAUAUAUAAAAAAUGGUUUUUGCAUUGAGUUGAA